Messenger RNA from Dromiciops gliroides (monito del monte), 1630 nucleotides. It is a transcript of the gene KCNIP1, whose product is annotated as potassium voltage-gated channel interacting protein 1. The transcript has 9 exons. The record is from RefSeq and is a predicted model, not a curated record. Bases 712 to 1395 code for a protein of 227 amino acids. Gene Ontology annotation, molecular function: calcium ion binding; transmembrane transporter binding; potassium channel regulator activity. Lineage: Eukaryota; Metazoa; Chordata; Mammalia; Microbiotheria; Microbiotheriidae. Gene Ontology annotation, cellular component: voltage-gated potassium channel complex. Gene Ontology annotation, biological process: regulation of potassium ion transmembrane transport.
UUCAAGCGCCAGGGAAGAGGAUUCCCCCCACCCCAACAAUUUUAUUUCCUGCUUCCCUAAGACUCUAUUAAUCACAGAGAGCGCGCCUUCCGCACAGCUGCUCUGCCUCCGACUACUUCACUCUCAUUUUCCACUGAGCAGGUUCUCAUUCAUUCAUGAUUGGUACUCAGCCCCAGUCCCAUGCCUCCCGGGAGACCCACCCCAUGCCUCCCGAACUGGAGUUUAGUAUGCACGGGGAGGGGAGGCAUUGAGACUCAGCCCCACAGGCGGCUGGCUGCUGCCUGGCUCGAACCAUCAUCGGGGACCGGAGUAAGGAUGAGCCCGAUGUGUCGAUGGGGCUGAGCUCCAGUAAAUAUUUUGAUGCAUCUGCUUUCAGCCCUGGUCUGAGGGAAUCUACCUGGCAUUAUCAUUUGAUGGGGAGCUGUUUUGAAUGAUAACAGAGCAGCUGCUUGUGUGAGUCAGUGCAUGUGUGUUGACUGAAGAGGAGAAAAAAAAAUCUCCAAACCCAACGUUUGCUGUAUAUCAAGCUGCAGUGUUGGCUGCCCCUUUUUCUUUCUUUCUUUCUUUCUUUCUUUUCCUUUUCCUUUUCCUUCUUCUUCUUCUUUUCCUUCUUUUUUUUUUCAGUAGACAAGCCAAACUGAUCUCUUUCUAAAAGAGGGGGAGGGGUGGGGGAGGGAGGAGAACCAAAGUCACACACAACUACCAGUGAUCAUGGGAGCUGUGAUGGGCACCUUCUCCUCUCUGCAGACCAAACAAAGGCGACCCUCCAAAGACAUCACCGGGUGGUAUUACCAGUAUCAGAGAGAUAAAAUUGAGGAUGAGCUGGAGAUGACCAUGGUGUGCCAUAGGCCUGAGGGACUGGAGCAGCUUGAGGCACAGACCAACUUCACCAAGAGGGAGCUGCAAGUCCUGUACAGAGGCUUUAAAAAUGAGUGUCCCAGUGGGGUGGUUAAUGAAGAAACUUUCAAACAGAUAUACUCCCAGUUUUUCCCACAUGGAGAUGCAAGCAUGUAUGCUCAUUAUCUCUUCAAUGCCUUUGAUACCUCUCAGACAGGUUCUGUAAAGUUUGAGGAUUUUGUAACUGCUCUGUCGAUUUUGCUGAGAGGAACCGUCCAUGAGAAACUGAGGUGGACAUUCAAUUUGUAUGACAUCAAUAAAGAUGGCUAUAUAAAUAAAGAGGAGAUGAUAGAUAUUGUCAAAGCCAUUUAUGAUAUGAUGGGGAAAUAUACUUAUCCAGUGCUCAAAGAUGAUACUCCAAGACAACAUGUAGAUGUGUUUUUCCAGAAAAUGGACAAGAACAAAGAUGGUGUCGUGACUUUAGAUGAAUUUCUUGAAUCCUGUCAAGAGGAUGACAACAUCAUGAGGUCCCUUCAACUCUUUGAAAAUGUCAUGUAACAGUAAGUUAGUAAGAAAGUCAUCUGGACAUCAGAGACAUUGCACCAGGAAAAACAAACAAACAAGAAACCGAGCCGUCCCCAGUUCAGAUUUUACACACCAACUCUGAGCGGAAAAGCUUUUAAAGAAGAACUUUAGGAGCAUAACUCUGGAUAAUUCCUAUGGACACCUACCAUCUGCCUCGGUCUCAGAAUGCUAAGAACCCUGCCUAUUCUUUCUUCUUUUUCUCAAGAGA